AUGUUGGCCUUAUGGUUGACAUAUGGUGUUUUUGGGCUUUUUCUCUUUUAUAGCAGUUUCUACAUUGAGUUGGUUCUCCAUGCAUCGCCACUGCUUACGGCUGCCUGGUACGUGCCCCUGGCUGCUGGAGGGGUAACAAUCGGGCUCCUGGGAGGUUUCACUCUCCACUUACUCCCCGGAAGGCUUCUUCUGAUCAUUUCAGGUUGUGGAAGUAUUGUGUGUGUUCUACUUUUUGCCAUUAUGCCUGAAGAUCCAAGCUACUGGGCAUACGUCUUUCCGUCAAUGGUCUGUGCAACAAUUGGCAUCGACAUUGCUUUCACCGUCAGCAAUGUAUAUAUAACAACGUCUCUACCUCAACACCAUCAAGGGUUUGCUGGUGCUCUCAUCAACAGUCUACUGUUUCUUGGAAUCAGCUUCUGGUUGGGCAUGGCGGACAUAGCUGUCCAUCAAACAAGCGACUCCGGGCUCAGGUCCAGUUAUAAAUCGGCGUUUUGGGUUGGAGUAGGAGCAGCAAGUGCCGCAGCCAGUCUUUUUUCCACUGUCAGAAUUGGGUCAGCUAGUAGUGACUUGACGGUGGAAGAGAAACGGCAGCGGGAAGCAGCGGGCCAAACAACUUUGGAGGAUCAUCACCGUUAA
Messenger RNA from Colletotrichum aenigma, 636 nucleotides. RefSeq names its product putative transporter. Gene Ontology annotation, cellular component: membrane. The record is from RefSeq and is a predicted model, not a curated record. Bases 1 to 636 code for a protein of 211 amino acids. Gene Ontology annotation, biological process: transmembrane transport. The transcript has a single exon. NCBI's taxonomy places the organism in Eukaryota, Fungi, Ascomycota, Sordariomycetes, Glomerellales, Glomerellaceae. Gene Ontology annotation, molecular function: transmembrane transporter activity.